AUGAGCAGCCGCAGCAGCCAGCGCCGGGCCGUGGCCAUGCCGACGGCCUUGGAACUGGACCAUAUCCUCAUUGCCCUCAUCCAGUGCAUGGCGACGCCUUCGGACGUCAAGGCCUUCCUUGAGGCGCUCCCAGCCUCGGCGCGGAGUGCACCGCUGGCCGCGCUUCACGAGCUACUGCAAGCCCCGCAGCGUGCUGUGGAGGAUCGUCAGGCGCCCGAGCAGCAAGCCAUGGACAGAAUUUGGCCUCUGCCGCAUCUCAUGGAGCUCACGUCCGCUGCGAAGCGUCUUGCGCUUGCUGCAAAGGCGGUCUUUCCUGCGGUCCUUACGAACAAUGGCAGCCCGCCCGAGGACAUGGACGCCGUCGCGUGGCUCGACGCAUGGAAGGGCACUGUCACGGAGUACGACCACUUCGAUUGCGACGAUGAUCACGAAUUGACGCGUCUCUGCAACGUCCCGCGCCAAUGUACCAACCUCAAGGUUGUCAACGUGGUUGAUUGCAACGAUGACGCAGCGGUCCUCGAGGCCGUCAUGGCAACCGCGCGAUCCAUCGUGGUUACUUGCUCACAGAGACGUGCAGCUUUGCGUGCGACACUGGCACGCUGGCUCGCGUCAGGGCACGCGGAGCACUUGUCCUUCAAGGCGAUCACUCUGUCCGAUGACGUCGGUGAUCACGACGAUGAGUCUGUGAACGAGUGGCUGACUCAGCUGCUCGCGCAGCCUACCACGCUCUCGAGCCUUAAGCUUACUAUCCACGCCGACGGUACCCUUGGCCCACUCGUCGCUGUCGUGCGUUCGCUUCCGCAACUCGUGAGCUUGCGCAUCGAGCAUCAUACAGACUCGGAGACGGCUACAGUGCUGCAGCUGCUGCAUCAGCUCAACACGACGCAGCUUCGGUCGCUCCACCUCGACGGCAGCUUUGCAUGCAGUGUCGAUGCUCUCUUCGGCAUGCUUGCGUCGCUCACGGCGCUGGAAGAGCUCGGGAUCACGAAAGCUCGCAUCUUGAACCCGCGGUUCAAAACCGGAAUCGCAUUGACGCUUCGGCGCGUCGAGCUCACCAAAAUGAGAUUCUCGAUACCUGCGUUGCGAGGCUUGUUGGCGCACGUGGCCCACCUCGACGAGUUUUUAUGGUACGGGUUCUCGAGUUCAACUCCUCCGCUCGAGAACAUGGCGCCAUAUUUGCGCAAGUGGAUCCAAGGUGGCGCUCGAAAGAUUGCUUUUGAUGAGUGCGUCAUUGGUGACGAGGGCGCGUUCCAUCUCGCGGAGAUGUUGCUUCGUACAACGAGCUCUGUCGGCGCCGUCGUCGACAUCAACUGCCUCGAGUUGUCGGCGCAUAGCUACGUCGCAUUGGGCGAGGCCCUUGCGUCGUGCAGUGGCAUCUCCAUCGCGCUGCCGCCGCCGAUCGAACGCAAGAUGGUCGAGGCGCAGACAAGACUGGGCUCCAUCAAGCACCGCUACGACACCGUAUACGGUCGCCAUCGUCUCGUGCUCGAGAGCCACGCGAUGCCAACGAUCUAG
This is a messenger RNA of Saprolegnia parasitica CBS 223.65, 1515 nucleotides long. RefSeq lists its product as hypothetical. NCBI's taxonomy places the organism in Eukaryota, Oomycota, Saprolegniomycetes, Saprolegniales, Saprolegniaceae. The transcript has a single exon. Bases 1 to 1515 code for a protein of 504 amino acids. The record is from RefSeq and is a predicted model, not a curated record.